Soboliphyme baturini is the source of this 246-nucleotide messenger RNA. Lineage: Eukaryota; Metazoa; Nematoda; Enoplea; Dioctophymatida; Soboliphymatidae. The record is from the annotation of a GenBank genome assembly.
AUGCUGAUCAAGGUGAAGACGUUGACCGGUAAAGAGAUCGAGUUGGACAUCGAACCGACGGACAAGGUAGAGCGAAUCAAAGAGAAGGUCGAGGAAAAAGAGGGGAUACCACCACCGCAGCAGAGGCUCAUUUUCGCUGGCAAGCAGAUGAACGACGAAAAGACCGCAACCGACUACAAGGUACGGUAUAUCAUAGUGUCUUCGGGCGGUAUAUUUUACCUUUCGGUACUCAUCAAAAUUUAUUAG